Ascochyta rabiei is the source of this 2961-nucleotide messenger RNA. Its product is annotated as COPII subunit. NCBI's taxonomy places the organism in Eukaryota, Fungi, Ascomycota, Dothideomycetes, Pleosporales, Didymellaceae. The transcript is spliced from 2 exons. Gene Ontology annotation, molecular function: SNARE binding; zinc ion binding. Gene Ontology annotation, cellular component: endoplasmic reticulum exit site; COPII vesicle coat. Gene Ontology annotation, biological process: intracellular protein transport; endoplasmic reticulum to Golgi vesicle-mediated transport; COPII-coated vesicle cargo loading. The record is from RefSeq and is a predicted model, not a curated record. The coding region runs from base 1 to 2961 and encodes 986 amino acids.
AUGGCGGAUCGCAAGAAGAGGGACAGAUAUGCGGGCGCCGCGUACGAGUUCGGAGCCAAUGCUGGAUUGAAUGCUGGUGGAGCAGCUCCUCCCCCUCAGCCAGCUAUCCCUGGAUACGGAGCGACUGCGCCUGGAUAUGGCGCCCCAGCUCCCGGUUACGGCGCCGCACCGGUACAAGGAUACGGACAGCCAGUACCGGGAUAUCAAGCAGCUCCCUCCUAUGGCCAGCCUGCUGCCCAGGACCCCAAUGCGCUCAGCCAGCAGUUUGGCCAGAUGGGCUUGGGCCCUCAGCAAGGCCAGGCAGUGCCGCAACAGCAACAGCAGCAGCAGCAGCAAGCUACAGCAGCUUCACAGAACCAGCUGUUUCCCUCGGACCUGAUCGCUCAGCCCUUCCACGUCUCCGAGCUCUACAACCCCCCGCCGCCAAUCAACCUUCCUGCUAACGCCGCUGCCACGCCCUCCGAAUUCGCAAACGAGUCGAGCAAGUACCUGCGCUGUACACUGAACACCAUUCCCACAAACCACUCUCUGCUGAAGAAGAGUAAGCUGCCAUUUGCGCUGGUCAUCAGCCCUUAUGCCAGCUUGCAUGAUUCGGAAGACCCUGUGCCCGUUGUUCACGACCAGGUCAUCAGUCGUUGCCGACGAUGCCGAGCAUACAUCAACCCAUUUGUUUCCUUCCUCGACCAUGGCCACAGGUGGAGGUGCAACAUGUGCAACCUGACAAACGACGUUCCUCAAGCCUUUGAUUGGGACGCAGCGCAGCAAAAGAGCGUGGAUCGAUGGCAGAGACCUGAGCUGAACUACGCCGUUACCGAGUUCGUUGCACCCCAGGAAUACAUGGUCCGGCCUCCCCAGCCGCUGUGCUACUACAUCCUCUUGGACUGCACACAAGCAUCAGUCAACAGCGGCCUGCUUGCAGUCGUUUCACGGGUCAUCAAAGAGGCGCUCGAAAGGAUACCUAACGCGGACGGCAGGACACGUAUUGGUUUCAUGGCUGUGGACUCAAGCCUGCACUUCUUCUCUAUUCCUCCAGAUGGCAGCGAGAACAACGAUACCCACCAGCUUGUUGUUUCCGACCUGGAUGAGCCAUACCUACCAAUGCCUACAGACUUGCUUGUCAGUCUGAGCCAGUGCCGCAACAACAUUGAGAACUUUCUUGACCGCCUGCCUGCAAUGUUCCAGAACACACACAUUCCUGGAUUUGCCCUCGGCUCUGCUCUUCGAUCUGCCCACAAGCUGAUCUCGCCUCUUGGAGGAAAGAUCACAGUCAUUGGCGCUUCGCUCCCUAACGUUGGGCAUGCUGCAUUGACACCUAGAGAAGACAAGUCUCUACUCGGCACUGGAAAGGAGGCUAGUCUGUUGCAACCAGCAAACAACUGGUACAAGUCGUUUGCUGUGGAGUGCUCUAAGAAUCAGGUCUCAGUCGACAUGUUCCUGUUCUCCUCUCAAUACCAGGACGUGGCAACGCUCAGCAACCUGCCCCGAUUUACGGCUGGCCAGACAUACUUCUAUCCCGGAUGGAAUGCUGCCAGGCAGGAAGACGUCAUGAAGAUUGCCAAGGAGUUGGCUGAUUACUUGUCUGCAGAGAUCGGCCUCGAGGCUGUUCUACGAGUGCGUGCCACAACCGGUCUUAGGAUGUCUGCAUUCUACGGAAACUUCUUCAACCGCUCUUCGGAUCUGUGCGCUUUCCCGGCCUACCCUAGGGACCAGGCUGUCGUGAUCGAAGUCGCGAUUGACGAGACAAUCAGCAAGCCAUUUGCCUGUCUCCAAGCUGCUGUGCUUCACACAACCUCGAGCGGCCAGCGCCGUAUCAGGGUUUUGACACUGGCCGUACCUACUACGGAGAACCUUGCGAACGUAUAUGCUUCGGCCGACGCGCAGGCCAUCACUACCUACUUCACCCACAAGGCUGCUGAGCGUGCUCUGUCGAGUGGAUUGGACGCUGCUCGCGAUGCGCUGCAAGGCAAGAUCAUUGAGAUCUUGCAGACCUACAGGAAAGAGCUGGCAGGUGGCAGCAUGGGAGGAGGUGGUCUCCAGUUACCCCAGAACCUGCGCGCUCUGCCGAUUUUGUUCUUGGGUCUUAUCAAGAACGUCGGUCUGCGAAAGAGUGCACAGAUUCCCUCCGAUCUUCGAUCAGCUGCCCUCGACCUUCUCUCGACACUGCCAUUGCGUCUGCUCGUUCAGUACAUCUACCCAGCUUUCUACAGUCUUCAUGACAUGCCCGACGAUGCUGGUAUCCCUGAUCCUACUACUGGCCAUAUCACAAUGCCUCCGCUGAUGAACCUCACAUCGCAGUCAAUUGUUCCCUAUGGUCUAUACCUGCUCGACGAUGGUGUCAACCAGUUCUUGUGGGUUGGCCGGGACACUGUGCCAGCUCUGCUUGGCGAUGUCUUUGGUGUUGAGGACCGCACACAACUCAAGCAGGGAAAGGCCUCUCUGCCAGCCAUUGACAACGAUUUCUCCGAGCGUGUACGAGCCGUCGUUGAGAAGUCCGGAGACCACAAGAGCAAGGGCGUCGGAAGCAUUGUUCAGCCCAGCCUGUACAUCAUCAAGGAGGACGGCGAGCCAAGCUUGAAGCUCUGGGCCCAGACAUUACUCGUGGAAGACCGCGCAGACCAGGGUGAGAGCAUUGUCCAGUGGAUAAGCAAGCUGCGUGAAAAGGUACGUUUAGCUCGGAUGAAGAACUUCGCAACCAUGACUGACUCAUCUUUGGCAGGUUGUUCAGUAAGCAUCUAUGAAGCGUUGCGUCAAAAUGUAACCUCUGAUGAUCUGAGGCGGUGUAGGCGACUUGGGAGUCGCAAUCGACGUUGGCGGCGGGUCAAGUGUCAUGAACAUAGGUCUAUAGCAUCAGCAACCAACAUGCUCGCAAUAGACACGUUUGAAAUCAACAUGGCAGAAAAUCAAGCUACUAACCUCGUCAGCAACACAGACACCGCAUCGCACAUCGGGUAUCCCAACUAA